Molecule: messenger RNA, 1530 nt
Organism: Penicillium concentricum
Lineage: Eukaryota; Fungi; Ascomycota; Eurotiomycetes; Eurotiales; Aspergillaceae
Product: MFS transporter
Exons: 6
Coding region: 1-1530 (509 amino acids)
Biological process (GO): transmembrane transport
Molecular function (GO): transmembrane transporter activity
Source: RefSeq, a predicted model, not a curated record
AUGAGGGAUAGCGAGGAAACUCCCUCCGUCGACGGAUCGACAAUAAGCGUGAAAAACAACACCAAACAGGAAAAAGAUCUUGAAAUCGGGCCCGCCGAGCUGAACGACACAACAAAAGAGCAAAAAGUCCAAGACCCGAACAUCGUCGAUUGGGAUGGCCCAGACGACCCCGAAAAUCCCCUUAACUGGACCACGCGAAAAAAAGUCACGGCCACAUGUUCGAUUGCGCUGAUCACAUUUCUGACCCCUCUGGGAUCAUCUAUGUUCGCCCCCGGCGUAAAUGAACUAGUCAAAGACUUCCACGUCACCAGCAUUGAAUUGUCAUCAUUCGUGGUGUCGGUAUAUCUAGUCGGAUACUGUUUCGGUCCCCUGCUCAUCGCACCUCUAUCCGAGCUAUAUGGUCGACAAUACCUCUACCAUAUAUGCAAUAUUCUCUACGUGAUUUGGACCAUCGCCUGCGGUUUCGCGCCGGAGAUAGGCAGUCUUGUUGUCUUCCGAUUCCUCGCUGGCUUUGCUGGUAGCUGUCCGCUCACUAUCGGCGCCGGGUCGAUUGCGGAUAUGUUUGUGCAAGAGAAAAGAGGUGGUGCGAUGGCAGCUUGGGCUCUUGGUCCUUUGAUUGGGCCUGUUGUUGGCCCGGUUGCUGGGGCGUAUCUGGCACAGGCAGAGGGUUGGCGAUGGAGUUUCUACGUGCUAGCUAUGGCCGCCGGUGCUAUCACCAUCAGCUCACUUUUCACCAUUCGUGAAUCCUACGCCCCAACUAUCCUGGCUCGGAAGACCAAGAAGCUCCAAAAAGAAACCGGAAAUAUGAACCUGCGUUCCGCACUCGACACAGGCCGUACACCAAAAGAACUAUUCCUAUAUUCUAUCAUCCGACCGACGAAGAUGCUCUUCCGCUCCCCGAUCGUCUUCCUCCUUUCGCUUUACGUCGGCGUGAUUUACGGAUACCUAUAUCUGUUAUUUACAACCAUCACCGCUGUAUUUCAAGAGCAGUACAAUUUCUCACAGGGGUCUGUCGGACUCACCUAUCUCGGUCUGGGAAUUGGUUCUUUGAUCGGUCUGCUCAUGCUAGGAGUAACGUCCGAUAGACUACUCAACUACCUAUCUGUCAAAAAUGGCGAGAUGAAGCCUGAGUAUCGUCUUCCGCCUAUGAUCCCUGGAGCUGUUUUCGUUCCCAUCUCGCUGUUCAUGUAUGGAUGGACUGCUUAUUACAAAACUCACUGGAUUGUUCCUAUCAUUGGAACCUCAUUUCUUGGUGUUGGUAUGAUGAUUACCUUCAUGUGUGUGAGCACAUAUUUGGUAGAUGCCUUCACGGAUUACGCCGCUUCAGUUAUGGCGGCCAACACGGUGUUCCGUUCACUGGCCGGUGCCAUGCUCCCGCUUGCCGGCCCGAAGAUGUAUGAUGUUCUUGGGCUUGGUUGGGGCAACUCGCUGCUUGGCUUCAUUGCGCUGGCCUUUUGCGCAUUGCCAGUUGUCUUUUGGAUAUAUGGUGAACGUAUACGGACGAGUCCAAGAUUCCAGGUGACUUUCUGA